AGCAAGAGGAAGCGGCGCUGCAAGAGGGGUUGUCCAAACUUGGGAAACAGUCAUGGACGAGUACACUAAAAUAGAGAAGAUCGGAGAGGGCACAUAUGGGGUCGUGUACAAGGGUCGUCACAAAGCAACCGGCCAGGUCGUCGCAAUGAAGAAAAUUAGAUUGGAAAAUGAAGAGGAAGGUGUCCCAAGUACAGCAAUCCGAGAAAUAUCACUACUUAAAGAGCUUCAGCACCCCAACAUAGUCUGCCUCCUAGAUGUCCUCAUGCAAGACUCAAGGUUGUAUCUUAUCUUUGAGUUUCUCUCCAUGGAUCUAAAGAAGUAUUUAGACUCGAUACCCAGCGGCCAGUAUAUCGAUACAAUGCUCGUUAAGAGUUACCUGUACCAGAUCCUACAAGGGAUUGUAUUCUGUCACUCCAGACGAGUUCUACACAGAGACCUGAAACCUCAAAACCUGCUCAUAGACAAUAAAGGAGUGAUAAAGUUGGCAGAUUUUGGCCUUGCCAGAGCUUUUGGAAUUCCGGUUCGGGUUUACACACACGAGGUCGUGACGUUAUGGUACAGAGCCCCGGAAGUGCUGUUGGGGUCAGUCCGAUAUUCCACGCCAGUUGACGUCUGGAGCGUAGGAACUAUUUUCGCCGAGAUCGCCACAAAGAAACCCCUCUUCCACGGUGACUCUGAAAUUGACCAGCUCUUCAGGAUAUUCAGGUCUUUGGGGACACCCAACAAUGAAGUGUGGCCAGAAGUAGAGUCUUUACAAGAUUACAAGAACACAUUCCCCAAAUGGAAAGGGGGAAGCCUGUCGUCGAACGUGAAAAAUAUUGAUGAGGAUGGGCUGGACCUGCUGUCUAAAAUGCUAGUCUAUGAUCCCGCCAAGAGGAUUUCCGCACGAAAAGCUAUGCUGCACCCCUACUUCGACGACUUGGAUAAGUCCAGCCUUCCUGCCAAUCAGAUCAGGAAUUAAAACGGCAAACGUUGUUUCUUUGGGGUUUCUGGAUGGGGGAUCUGAUGUAAAUCACUCAUUAUUUUUUAUUGUCUGUAUGUGAUAUAUAUAUGUAUGUGUGUGUGUGUCUCGUCUUCUGCUGCUGAUGUAGUGGCACCUCCAAGUACUUGUGUUAAAGCACCACACUCUAAUGUAAAUAUGGACCUGCCAAACAUGUGUAUAAAUGCAAUUCCACGCGGACAUUUCAUUUGCAAUAAAGCUUUAUUAUAUGUAGA
This is a messenger RNA of Xenopus laevis (African clawed frog), 1215 nucleotides long. RefSeq names its product cyclin-dependent kinase 1 L homeolog (gene cdk1.L). Gene Ontology annotation, cellular component: nucleus; cytosol. NCBI's taxonomy places the organism in Eukaryota, Metazoa, Chordata, Amphibia, Anura, Pipidae. Gene Ontology annotation, molecular function: kinase activity; cyclin-dependent protein serine/threonine kinase activity; ATP binding. Gene Ontology annotation, biological process: mitotic G2 DNA damage checkpoint signaling; G2/M transition of mitotic cell cycle; regulation of transcription by RNA polymerase II. The record is from RefSeq and is marked provisional.